ACAUCAUUCAUCGAUACCCAUGGGUGCACCUAUUCCACAGCAUAAUAGUUUUAUAAUGAAGGCCGACUCCCCAGAGAGAUAACAUUUACAGUUGCCGCUGUGCUCCUCUGGGUCGUCACCACUUCCCCAUAGAUAACACAGUGCACAGAGGGUCACUAUACUCGAGAAUGAAGAUGUUUUUGCUUAUGCAAAUGAUUCUCAGACAUCAUUCCCUUCCAAAAUUGUCACCUGGUAAAGCACAUCUACGUUGACGCUAUAAAGAGCAGCAGGUUGGCGUUGUGCCUCACUGGUGGUUAAAGCCAUGAAUCUUACACACUCUGUAAACUGCUGCGCCUUCGAGUCUCCCAUCCUGGACCAGGUCUUGCCUCCAAUACUGAUCCUGGAGUUCAUGUUUGGACUGAUGGGGAACUUAAUUGCCCUGUGGAUGUUCAUCUUUCACAUGGACACAUGGAAGCCCAACUCGGUGUACCUGACCCACCUGGCUGUCGCCGACUCCAUUGUGCUGUUCUGCCUACCUUUCCGAGCAGACUACUACAGACGUGGAAAAAACUGGCUGUAUGGUGAUGUGCUGUGUCGUAUCCUGCUCUUUCUGCUGGCAGCCAACCGUGCAGCGGGGAUCUUCUUUCUCACUGCCGUGGCUGUUGAUAGAUACUUCAAGAUCGUACACCCAAUGAACUGGAUCAAUCAAAUGGGCCUGGGCUAUGCUCUCUGGGUCUCUCUUGCCCUCUGGGCUCUGAUUUUUCUUGCGACCGGAUACCUUCUAGCCAAUAAGCACUUAUUCCCCAGUAACAACCGCACACAAUGUGAGAGUUUCAACAUCUGCAUGGGGUUCGGACCCCUAUCUACCUGGCACAAUGCCUUCUAUAUCAUCCAGUUCUUCCUGCCCACUGUGAUCGUCGCCUUCUGCACAAUCAGAAUCACUUGGCAGCUGAAAAGCAGGACUGUGGACAGAAAGGGGAAAAUCAAACGGGCCGUUCAGUUCGUGUUGGCUGUGGCUUUGAUCUUUAUUACGUGUUUCUUUCCCAGCACUAUAUCGCGAAUCGCGGUCUGGAUCCUCAAGGUAUGGUAUAAUGAGUGCAGAUACUUUGAGGAGGCCAACCUGGCAUUCUAUACGUCCGUGUGUUUCACUUACUUCAACAGUGUCCUUAAUCCUGUGGUGUAUUAUUUCUCGAGCCCUGCCUUCAGUGGCGCUUUUGAUAAGGUACUGAAUAAACUGCUAAGACGGAGUGACGACAAAGAUCAGACAGAGUCUACCGACAAUGACAUUUCCACUGUUGAUGGUAGAAGGAUGUGAAAACCUGGGGCUUUUUUGUUCCCUUCUUAUAUCGCACAGAAUUUUACCUGGUUAAGUAAAAUGAUAAUGCACAUUAAAGGCCUGGCUAUUAAUACGAUUUCUGUUAAACCAGGUUAUUAUGUUAUUUAAAUGUUGGAAAGUGGUUUUGCUGUUGUUGUGAACAAUAAAAAUGACCCUCCCCAUAUUAAUUGCAACUUAGUGCUGUAUACCUUAAUCUGUAUAAUAUAAACCCUUGUGAGUGUGGUUGCAGUGUGUAAUAAAGCUGAUUAUAAUAGAUCAUUAUUAACAGUGAAUUUUAAGUGACUUAUUUUUUUUAGAUAUUUACUGGAAAAGCUUGUAAUUGAUAAAUCUGUUAAGAGCUAUAUAUAUGCAUUUUCCUCAGUUAAGUAUAAAACUUUCCUUUGUCAAUCACUUUCAUUUUAAACAGCAAACACUGAUUUGCCAGAAGAAGAAAAAAAUAUUUACAGUAUGAAUCAGUUGAAGAGCCGGAGGGAUGUUUAGAUUACUUCAGUGAUAAUCAGUAAACUGUCAAAAAACAUACAACCCAUGGAUCGGUUUGUGGAUUUAGGAUGGCAGAGAGAAUAUUUUGUAAUACCUUAUAAUUUCCAUUUGUCCUUUUGUGAACACAUUUCAACUACCUUUUUUGUAUCCUGACACAUUCUGCUUUAUUUUCAAUAAA
Scophthalmus maximus (turbot) is the source of this 1973-nucleotide messenger RNA. RefSeq names its product hydroxycarboxylic acid receptor 3-like. Bases 302 to 1294 code for a protein of 330 amino acids. Gene Ontology annotation, molecular function: G protein-coupled receptor activity. The record is from RefSeq and is a predicted model, not a curated record. Gene Ontology annotation, biological process: G protein-coupled receptor signaling pathway. The transcript has a single exon. Lineage: Eukaryota; Metazoa; Chordata; Actinopteri; Pleuronectiformes; Scophthalmidae. Gene Ontology annotation, cellular component: membrane.